Messenger RNA from Phragmites australis (common reed), 711 nucleotides. Its product is annotated as putative lipid-transfer protein DIR1. The transcript has a single exon. The record is from RefSeq and is a predicted model, not a curated record. Bases 118 to 447 code for a protein of 109 amino acids. Gene Ontology annotation, molecular function: fatty acid binding. NCBI's taxonomy places the organism in Eukaryota, Viridiplantae, Streptophyta, Magnoliopsida, Poales, Poaceae. Gene Ontology annotation, biological process: systemic acquired resistance.
CCGUCGUCCGACGUGAUCACAUGCACACGCUCACAUCACAACUCACAAGUGCCCCAAGCUAAUUAAGGAGCACACCUACGCAGCCGGCCGGUGGUCGUACCGCAUCAAGGCGAUCCGAUGGCCGGGAGGAAGACGAGCAACAUCGCCGCGGUCGCGCUGGUGGCGCUCCUGGUCGUGGCGGCCGCCGGCGGCGCGGCCGGGCUCUGCAACUUGGACCAGUCCGCGGUGGAACCGUGCCGGUCGUACUGCACGGUGGGCAGCACGGACGACAGCCCGACGCAGGAGUGCUGCGCGGCGAUGGGUCAAGCCGACCUCCAAUGCCUCUGCGACAACAUGGGCAUGCUGCGCUGGUUUGCCAGGAAGCAAAACAUCAGCGUCGACCGCGCCAUGAAGAUCCCAUCCAAGUGCGGCGUCCCAAACGCGCCGACCAAGUGCAAAGCCAACUAGAGGCCGGCGAGGCAGACAUGCAUGCACUAGCUACCUUAGAUGAUGCACUCUAGUUAAACGUGUUAAUUAGUAGCCACCGUUUUGUGUUAUGUUAGGUCACCAUGCCCUGCCUUGUUGUUUUGUGUUCCAGAAGUUGUGAUGGGCUGCAGGGUGACUGCGUGCGUGCUUGUGCCCGCCAGGCAGUGUACCCUCGCGUGUUUUCCCUCGUUGUGUGUCUACCUCCAACCGUGUCGCAACAAUAAUUUUUGCCACUUGUUCUGAUCA